This is a messenger RNA of Boleophthalmus pectinirostris (great blue-spotted mudskipper), 1252 nucleotides long. RefSeq names its product CLIP-associating protein 1-like. Gene Ontology annotation, molecular function: tubulin binding. Lineage: Eukaryota; Metazoa; Chordata; Actinopteri; Gobiiformes; Gobiidae. The transcript has 4 exons. The coding region runs from base 719 to 1195 and encodes 158 amino acids. The record is from RefSeq and is a predicted model, not a curated record.
CCUGUUGGACAGCUGUGCGGCGCCAAGGACCCAGCCUGGAUCGUUGAUCGGUUGCGCUUCUCUGUGAACUGCGGUCCCGGCAGGUUCACUUCACACGGUUACCGAAAUUGGCGCUUAUCUGCGGAUUACAGAGAAGAAUUUUACUGUGUGACUGGGUUGCAACACUUUGCUGGAAGUUCUCUGCAACUUUAGCGGUCAGGCAUAGCGUCCGUGGAUCUCUGCUUGUAGACAUGAAUAGACCGAAGUGAAGCCCGGUGCUGGGCCUCCGGAGCGAAGCACUAGCCUUAGCUCUCAGCUAGCUCUUGUUUGGGUCGAUGCGCUAAUAACCUACGUGCUGUUUUACGAGCAUAACAGAUAGCCCAGACCGCCACCUUCUUUGGAAAACCCCAACAACUCCGCUAUACCGAAGUUCUUUUAAGUUUUAUGUUAACUAUUUGCUUACCCGUCGUAAAAGACAAGGAAGGAUAGCUAACCUUAAACGUUGCUGUGUUUAAAGUUUUAUUUGCUCUGAAAGAUGGUUUGUGGAUGAAGUAUACAACAAGAAAUUUGCACAUUAACAACAUACAUGUACAUCAUAUUUAAGAUUUUUGUCGCCCAUACGCAGAGUCCAACUGCCUUUUUACGGGAGUGCGCUACUCAGUUCAAGCCCUGACUUCACACCCGCUAUCUGCAGUCUGCGGCCAGCUCCCGGGGCUGGCCUCUCGGCAGCAAGUGCCCAAUGGAGGAACAUGACAAUAUGGACUAUUUCUACCAGCAGGUAGUACAGAAGGACGUGUCCCGCAGGUUACAAGCCGGCCAGGAUCUCAUUGAUUACCUGAAUGACCCACAACGCUCCCCGGACGUGGAGCAGGACAAACCCCGCUUAGACAAGACGAUAGACGAGUUAACGGGAUGGAUCAACUCCAGCAAUUUCAAGGUGGCACUUCUGGGGAUAGACAUCUGUGGAGCAUUCGUGGAUCGAAUGGGAGAACGGUUCAAAGGAUACCUGGGCACAGUGUUGCCAGCUCUUGUGGACCGACUGGGAGAUGGGAAGGAUCAGGUUAGAGAAAACAGCCAAACUCUCAUCCUCCACACUAUGGAGCAGACUGCCUCGCCCAUGUAUGUUUGGGAAAGGCUGCUCCCUGGUUUCAAACACAAGAACUUCCGCAGCCGAGAAGGAAUCUGCCUUUGUCUCAGUGCCACCAUCACCACGUGAGUAGCUUCCCCUUUUACUCAUGUAUACUUCCUGGUUAUAUUUAAAGCUCAAAUGAAU